This is a messenger RNA of Cheilinus undulatus (humphead wrasse), 1794 nucleotides long. RefSeq names its product otopetrin 2 (gene otop2). The transcript has 6 exons. Gene Ontology annotation, cellular component: membrane. The record is from RefSeq and is a predicted model, not a curated record. NCBI's taxonomy places the organism in Eukaryota, Metazoa, Chordata, Actinopteri, Labriformes, Labridae. Bases 1 to 1794 code for a protein of 597 amino acids. Gene Ontology annotation, molecular function: proton channel activity. Gene Ontology annotation, biological process: proton transmembrane transport.
AUGUGCCUGAACACUGGCUAUCCGUGCAACUGUCUGACUGAUGGGAAUCCCUGUGAACCCUGUAGGAUGACGGCCAAAGACAGGGACACGGAGGAGGUGCACCUCUCCAACGACGUUAAUGCACCGGGGCCAGCAGAGAACACGUGCAAACCAGAUCUGAACGGCUCCUCUGAUGAAGUUGUGAAGGAGCGGGGUCGAAACUGGGGAUGGAUGCUGUCCGGGAUCAUCUGUGUGAACAUCCUGAUCCUGGGCUGUGCUCUGGUCAGCGGCAGUGCCUACAACAAUGUCAAUAUCAGCAUGCCAGACCUGCAGAUUUUCCUCAUCAUCCUCCUCCUUCUCACCACCAUCUGGAUGGUUUACUAUGUCAUCUACACUGCAAGGACAGAAGAUGCUGUAGUUUACAAGGAUGGACACGCCGGACCUGUAUGGCUCAGGGCUGGACUUGUGCUGUUCGGAAUCCUCAGUAUCAUCAUGGACAUUUUCAAGAUAGCCAGCUACGUUGGCUACCUCCACUGUGAUUCUGCGGUGAAAGUUGCCUUCCCUGUUGUGCAACUAGUCUUCAUUCUUGUGCAGACCUACUUCUUUUGGACCCGCGCCAAGGACUGUGUGCAGUUACAAAGGAACAUUACACGCUGUGGGUUGAUGCUCACCCUCUCUACAAAUCUAGUUUUAUGGAUGACAGCCGUCACUGAGGAGUCUCUUCACCAAACUGAAUUACCAGAAUAUCCGACUAACAAAACCAAACUCUCCGGACGAAAAAUGUACAUCACUAGAGCUGGUUAUGGAGACGAUAAGUGCAAAUGCAGCCACAGCUCCUGCAGCUUCUUCAAGGAAGCGUACUACUACUUGUACCCCUUCAACAUCGAGUACUGCCUCUUUGCGUCCGCCAUGGCCUACGUGUUGUGGAAAAAUGUAGGCAGAGUCGUAGACGAACACACCCACCACAAGAUUAAAUUCACUCUGAGGGGCGUCAUCUUUGGUCCUGUGACGGGCGUCCUCUUAGUAGUGGCCGGUCUAGCCACCUUCAUUGCAUACGAGAUGCAAAUACAGAAAGACCACAGUGAUGAGAAGGAGAAAGACUUGGCAGUGAUGAUGCACUUUGUCAUGAAUAUAGUUAUAGUGACCACCAUGUCUGUCACUAGCAUGAUCGGCCUCGCCGUCUUUAAAGUGGACCACAGGGAGCACGUGUCAGACAAAAACCCAACACGCAGCCUGGACGUGGGGCUGCUGGUUGGAGCGUCGCUGGGCCAGUUCAUCAUCAGCUACUUCUCCAUCGUAGCCAUGGUCGCAACUGGAGCCAAAGGCCAUCUAAACCGGCUAAACCUCGCCUGGGCUAUCCUGAUGGUGAUCCAGCUCGCCCUGCAGAACUUUUUCAUUAUUGAGGGUCUACACCGCGAGCCUUUCCAUGAAGUGCAGCCAGUGGCCACUGUAGUCGAAAAUCCAUACGUGCUGCAGUCAAGCAAAGAGCUGGGCCUUGAAGGAUUAGAUAUAGACAAAAAAUCAAGUCCAGUACCUGCACCACACAGCCUGCACAACCAUGCAGUCGAGCACCGACCAAAGCUGUUGUGGAAGAGGCGAAUCCUGAAGGAGGUCUGUGUGUUUCUGCUGCUGGGGAACAUAAUACUAUGGAUCAUGCCUGCAUUCGGAGCUCGACCCCAAUUUGACCACGACACUGAAACAGAAUUCUACCAGUUCAACAUGUGGGCUGCAGUUGUUAAUGUUGGACUUCCUUUUGGCAUCUUUUACCGCAUGCAUUCAGUCGCCAGCCUCUUUGAGGUUUUCCUCACCUCGUAG